Sebastes umbrosus (honeycomb rockfish) is the source of this 3566-nucleotide messenger RNA. It is a transcript of the gene mad1l1, whose product is annotated as mitotic arrest deficient 1 like 1. Gene Ontology annotation, cellular component: nuclear envelope; kinetochore; mitotic spindle. The transcript has 18 exons. The coding region runs from base 210 to 2378 and encodes 722 amino acids. Gene Ontology annotation, biological process: attachment of mitotic spindle microtubules to kinetochore; mitotic spindle assembly checkpoint signaling. The record is from RefSeq and is a predicted model, not a curated record. Lineage: Eukaryota; Metazoa; Chordata; Actinopteri; Perciformes; Sebastidae.
GUCCAAAGGAAAGUGAAACUGACACUCUCGCGAUACGCCAAAAAAGUCUCGCGAGAUCUCGUUCUCAUUCGAGCUAAACUGGAGGGAUUUCAGUGAGUAGUGUGUGCAGCUAACAAGCUAACAAGCUAACUAGCAGAGCAAAGAUAACUUAUCUACUACCAACCUGCUCCUCUUCACAAACAAGUCAGCUCCGAGCAGUGACUCUCAAAAUGGAUUUAGAAGAUGACACCACUGUGUUAACAACUUUGAAGUCCUUCAAUUCCUUCAUCAGCCGCACUGAACCACCACAGCGGCUGUCAGAGCACUCAGCGGGGAGUGGGGCCCUGCAGAGUCAGUACAAACGCAGCAUGGAGUUGUUGGAAGCAGCAGAUAGGGUUCACUCCACAAAUCGCUACCUUCAGUUUGACCAGGAGAAGAAGCAGAUGGAGCUGAGUCACAAGCGAGCUCGAUUUGAACUUGAGAGGGCUGCUUCUGACAACGCACGAGACUUGGAGCAUGAGGUUGACCGGAACCAGGAUCUCUUGGGGAGAAUAAAAAAGUUGGAGGAGAGAGAGACAGAGGCAGCUAAGAACCUAUCAGAGCAGGUGGAGGUAAAUCGUGCUCUCCGUAAGAACAUGGAGGGCCUGAACAGGAAACUGGAGGAGCGAGAUACUAGACUGAACACUGCUAACCAGGCCAUCAGUUCUUUGAAGGAUGAGAUCAGAGAGCUGAAGCAGAAGAUUCAAAACCAAGAUUUGACAAUUUCUUCUCAAACCCUGGAAAGCCAGGAACUGCAGGAACAGUUAGAUCUACAACGCAGGAAGUAUCAGGAAGCCUCUCAGCUUUGCCAAAAUCUCCAAGCUGCCCAGUCUGUUUGCUCAGAGCACAUCGUCAAGAUUAAGGAGUUGGAGUGGCGUCUCGCCCUCCAGGAGCAAGACAUGGCCAUCGUGAAGACUGUAAAGUCAGAGGCGGCCAAGGUUCCAGACCUGGAGAAGGAUUUGAAGCGCCUCAGAGAUGAUAAUGCCUUUCUCAGGGAGAGCCGGGAGAAUUGCAGCCUGUUGAAAGAGGAGGUGGAGGGGCUGAGGAGGAAGCUGGAGAGGAUGGAGAAAACCAAAGAAGAGCUGGUCAAUAUGGAACUGGAGAAGGAGAGGUUUGCAGAGAAACUCAAAGCCUGGGAAAACCUUGGGCAAUCUACUGGACUCAACAUAAGGAAACCAGAGGAUCUGUCCAGGGAGGUGAUUCAGAUCCAGCAGAGAGAAAUUGCUCUGAAAGAACAGAACUACACACUCAACAGCCGUGUGAGGAAUGCAGAGCGUUCCCAGUCUGAGCUCCGUGCAGAGUUGUCCAAGCAGCGCAGCAGGACUCUGGAGGAGCAGAAGAAGAGGGAGGCGCAGGACGCUCUCGUCCGCCGACUACAGAAGAGAGUGCUGCUAUUAACCAAGGAGCGUGAUGGAAUGCGUGCCAUACUAGAGUCUUACGACAGCGAGCUGGCGCCUACCGAGUACUCGCCUCAACUCAGCAAGCGGCUCAGAGAGGCAGAGGACGUCCUGCAGAAAACACAGAACCACAAUGCAGAGAUGGAGAGCCAGCUGACCAAAGCACAGGAAGAGACAGGGACUCUGAAACUUCAGCUGCAAACAGUGGAGCUGGAGCUGGAAUCUCUGAAGAAGCAGCAGGCCUCCUCUGCUGAUAGCAACUCUGCAGUGACCAAAGAAGAGGUCAGCAUACUCAGACAGAAAAUAGAAGAUUUGGAGGCAGAGCGGCAGCGUUUGGAGGAGCAGAACAACGUCCUGGAGAUGAGACUAGAGAGACACAACCUACAGGGAGACUAUGAUCCCAUCAAAACCAGAGUUCUCCACAUCAAAAUGAACCCUACCACUGUUGCCAAGCAACAGCGGCAGCAGGAUGUUGAGGCUCUUCAGGAGGAAGUGACACGUCUCCGGGAACUCGUGCGCUCAUUGCAGGAUGGAGGCGCUAUGGUCCAAUCACAAGACGACUCCAGUGUGCAUGCCUCCAGCCUCUGCCUCAGUCUGCCGCCGUCGAAGGAGGUGCUGGAUUUACGUAAGCAGAUGGAGAACGCAGAACUCAGGAACCAGAGGCUGAAGGAGGUGUUUCAGAGGAAAAUCCAGGAGUUCCGCACAGUCUGCUACGUCCUGACCGGCUACCAGAUGGAUAUCACCACUGAGAACCAAUACAGGCUUUCCUCAGUCUAUGCAGAGCAAAUGGACGACUCCUUGCUCUUCAAAAAGGGCUCCAAUGGAAGCAUGCAGCUCAUGGAGACCGAGUUCUCCAAAACACUGGGGGAGAUGGUGGCCCUUCACCUGCAUCACCAGAAGAGCAUCCCGGCAUUCCUCUCGGCCGUGACCCUCGACCUCUUCAGCCGACAAACCACCAUCUGAAGUUACUCGACACCCACUCAGUCACAGGGGUGUAAUAGAUUUAAGAAGGAUUAGUUUGGUUUUAAUUUCCUGUGGUUUUCACUCUCUUUCUUGCCUUUUUUUUUUUUUCUCCAUCUCAUUCGAUAUUCACCGAGUGUUCUCUCAACAGCUCUGACAUUUGUAGUCGGCGCCGUGUUGUGGAGGAGGAACACCUUGUUUGAUGGAAUACUUCAAUCUUGUAUUCAAAAAGACUAAGAAAGCAACCUGGUAUCCCUAUUUGUACGCUGAAUAUUUCAUCAAUGAAACUGUGAGAGAUACAUUUUUCUUUAACAGGACAAAGUUGUCAUGAAAAUGACACACUAAAGCCUCUGAUAGUUGGAUUUGGAGUUUUUUUUUGUCACAGUGGGGGUUUGAAGUACGCUUCCCACCAAGUUAAAUACACACCGUGUGGAGAAACGUUUAUGUGGUUCUCUGGAUCUGCAGUAGAUGCAUUUUGCGUGGUCUUUACCGAGGCGGAGUCUUUCUUGACUCUCUUUAUUCUGCCUUCUGAGUCCUCUCUCUUGGGACCUCUUGUAAAAAGGUUUCACACCGAUGUUCUGUGGUUACAACUCGUCCAAGUCAAUCCAGAUUGAAUACAAGAUCUGUGGAUUCUAUUUUUUUUUUUUUUCAUUCGCGUUUCGGGAUGUAUCAAAAUUUGCAAUUAGGUUUCAUCAGAAUCUAAUUUAGUCAUGCCAUACAUAUGAUUUUUGUUGUUGUUAAUUAUUUUACUUCAUGAUUACCGGUAUGUGCUUGAAUUAAAGAUCUAAUUGAAGUCUAAACUCAAAUUUUCUGUUAGUCUAAUAUUAGAUGAAAAUAGAGAGAUAAAAAUCAACCUUGCCUCUCACCAUAUUCAAAAUAUGGACUAUGGUUUGAAAAAAGUCAAGAUUAGAUCUGUAAUAGCUCGGCUUGCGGUGUUACCGGUGUUACACUGUGUCCAGGCAUACACAGAUUACAUUACUUGCCCACCGCCCCACCCUCAUUUAGAUUUUUUAAAAAUAGAAAUAAGCCCAUUUAGUUCGGUUUUGCGUUAUCAGCGCCCAUGUUCAUCAAAUUUAAAAACUUUUUUUUUUUUUUUUUUUAUCUAUACAUAGUUGGACAAUGGACGCUACGAUUAUAAAGUGAAAGUGUCUACUGCGUACGGAGUCUCAGCACAGAGUAGCAGGAGUCAGA